AAACUGACAGGUAGAGAGCUGCCGUCUCCCGGUGAGUUGUAGGCAAUGCAACGAACAGAUUUAGUAAAUAUUCCAAUAUGAGCUUCAUACGAACAGCCAUAUAAAAUAUGUUUGCAUAAUUUAGCUCCAGAUUUGAGUUCAGAAGUGGACGUGGGCGAAGAGACCGCAGGAACAAACGGGAAAUCCAACUGUCAGCUGGCCGGGAAAACCGAUCACAUCACCCGGCUUCCGGGGAUUCAGGGGCCGCAUCGGUUGACGGCAGACGUCGGUCGGUAGCUCGGGGGAGUACGGGCGAACAUCCACAUCAUCGCCAGUAUCCACCUCUGAUUUUCAGCGAUUUUCAAGAUGUCAAGAAAGCUACAAAGGACAGAGGUCUGCGCCGACUGCAGUGCGCCAGACCCGGGCUGGACCAGUAUUAACCGAGGCGUCCUGAUCUGUGAUGAAUGCUGUUCAGUCCACCGCAGCUUAGGCCGCCAUAUCUCCAUAGUGAAGCACCUGAGGCACAGCGGAUGGCCUCCCGCACUACUGCAGAUGGUUCAGACCUUAGCCAGUAAUGGGGCCAACUCAAUAUGGGAACACAGUCUGCUGGACCCUGCUCAGGUACAGAGCGGUCGUAGGAAACCCAACCCCCAGGACAAAGUCCAUCCCACUAAGUCAGAGUUCAUCAGAGCCAAAUACCAGAUGCUUGCCUUUGUGCACAAGCUGCCCUGCCGCGAUGAUGAUGGCGUCACGACCAAGGACCUCAGUAAACAACUUCACUCAAGUGUGAGGACGGGGAGUUUAGAGACGUGUCUUCGGCUCCUGUCCCUCGGCGCUCAGGCCAACUUCUUCCACCCGGAGAAAGGCACUACCCCGCUCCAUGUGGCAGCCAAGGCAGGCCAGAUCCUGCAGGCGGAGCUGCUGGUCGUGUACGGGGCCGACCCCGGAGCACCGGACAUCAACGGACGCACACCUAUGGACUACGCAAGGCAGGCGGGCCAUAUAGAGCUAGCAGAGCGGCUGGUGGAGUGUCAGUACGAACUGACGGACAGACUAGCCUUCUACCUCUGUGGACGGCGCCCAGAUCACAAGAAUGGCCAUUAUAUCAUUCCACAGAUGGCAGACAGAGCUCGUCCUAAGUGCCCGACACAGAGUUUGGACCUCUCAGAAUUGGCAAAGGCUGCCAAGAAGAAGCUACAAGCGCUCAACAAUCGGCUGUUUGAGGAGCUAGCGAUGGACGUAUAUGACGAGGUGGAUCGCAGAGAAAAUGAUGCAGUGUGGCUCACGACCCAGAACCACAGCACUCUGGUAACAGAACGCAGCGCGGUGCCCUUUCUUCCUGUCAACCCUGAAUACUCUGCCACACGCAACCAGGGCCGUCAGAAGCUCGCCCGUUUCAACGCUCGGGAGUUUGCCACGCUCAUCAUCGACAUCCUGAGUGACGCCAAAAGGAGACAGCAGGGAAAAGGUCUCAGCAGCCCUACUGACACAUUGGAUCUGGGCAUUGAUGAUGACCAGCAUGACUACGACAGCGUAGCCUCUGAUGAAGACACUGACAGCGAGCUGACCGCCCAGAACAACAACAACACACAACGCAGCAACCGUGCAAAGAGCAUGGACUCCUCAGACCUGUCAGACGGGCCCAUCACUCUGCAGGAGUACCUGGAGGUGAAGAAGGCUCUGGCCUCCUCAGAAGCCAAGGUGCAGCAGCUGAUGAAGGUCAACAACAACCUGAGCGAGGAGCUGCGGCGGCUCCAGAAGGAGAUCACACGGAUGCAGACAGACAACAGUGCGCUGCGGGGGGGCCAGCAGGCUGGGGGGGCAGUUAGCCAUGGGGUAGGAGGGCCUGGCGGAGGAGGAGGAGGAGGAGGAGGAGGAGGAGGGGGGGGGGGAGGUGGUUAUUGGCAAGGGGGUGGUAUGAGAGGAGGCGUAGGGGGCCUGAGUGGGUUUGGGACAGGAGCAGAUCCUCCGGGGCUCACUGUGCCCUCCUCCGCUGCCCCCCACUCCCAUCCCCACCGAAGGGACCGCCAGGCCUACUCAAUGUACGAGCCAGGGGCGGCCCCCGGCCCCAUGGCCCAUGGCCCCCCAGUCCAAGACUCCCUGGCAGCCCGCCUGCAGCCACUCAACACAUACAGCGCACGGAAGGGCAGUACAGGGGGUACCGGGAUGUAUGGGGUCCAGCAUCUCUCUACAGAGAUGGGCAGAUACAUGGUCCCCAGAGGAGAGAAGCAUGGCAGCGGCACUGACAGCGACUAUGACAACACACACACAUACGACCUCUCGCUAAGUAUGGGCCGCAGCAGUGAGGACUCUGAGGAGGGAGGAGGGGGAGACGCAGUGGAGCCGGACCCCACCCUGCCCUGCACGGAGGAUGUCAUUAUGAAGACUGAGCAGGUGACCAAGAACAUCCAGGAGCUGCUCAGGGCUGCGCAGGAGUUCAAACACGACAGCUUUGUUCCAUGUUCAGAGAAGAUCCACUCUGCUGUCACUGAGAUGGCCUCACUCUUCCCUAGACGCCCUGCGUUAGAUGCGGUCCACAGCUCCCUCCGCCUGUUGGCUUCCAGUGCCUCGCGGUUGCAGGUGGAGUGCCGUAAGGCGGGGCCCUCAGAGCCCGGGGGCCCCGCGGUGGACUACCAGCUCCUCACUCAGCAGGUCAUCCAGUGCGCUUACGACAUCGCCAAGGCUGCCAAGCAACUGGUCACCAUCACCACCCGUGAGAAGAAACAGUGACCCGACAAAUGCAUGGCAAAAUGGAAGAGGGAGAGAGGACGGAUCGAUGCAUGGGUGGGCUAUGGGCGACCAGGGAGGGGGAGCGAUCGGGAGAAUGAUAGCGAAGAAGAUGGGAAAAGAUGCUGAAUGUUUAGUAGAAACACAAAGCAGGGGCGGAGAAAGAGAAAGUAGGGAAGGACAAGUGGAAGGAUCCAACAUGGGAGCUACAGCCUGCUGCAACCUGAGUAAACAGUUGAAAUCAGAUGUGUAAAAUAAACCACUGUGAUGUGAAAUACAAUGGUGACGAUGUACAGAGAACUGGAUCCGGAGAUGUUACCGCUUUUAUUUAUUCUCACCUGUCAGCCAUCACCCCUCCUUCUCCCUGUUUACCUGAACCAGGGAGUGAGGAAGUGCGAGAGAGAGGAAGUAGAUGCACCAACCACGACCUUCUACACACCAUCUCCUCCUCUCCGUCCUGCGGAGACGUACCUUCCUCUACCUCACUCUCCUACCAGACACACCCUCUGCCUCCGUCUUCAUCCAAGACAGGAUGUGAAGGACCCCUGGGACCCACCCAGCUCCACCCUACCCCACCCAGGCUCUCAGAUGCUUCCUCCUGGGUUACAUUUUCAGGGGGCUCCAGUUUUUCUUCGCCCCCUGUUGUCGGUGGUACACAGCAUGACCGGGCAUGUUUUCAUUUCUUUCCUCUCUUCUUUUUCUUCAUUGUUUUUGAAUACGCAGAUGGGUUUGGUCUGCACCACUAAGGACAAAAAUAACUGACUUACACAAACAAAAACAAAAACACUUACACUGGAAUAAUUGUGACUUAUUGUUGUUGAUUAUCUAUGCCUAUUGUUUCUUUUUGUAUUGAUAUUUUUACUGACUGUCAUUUUGAUUUAACUGUUUAUGUAUUUUAUUGUCUCAAAUAUGAUUCUCAUUUAGUGGGAUAGGGAGGCGGGCGGGAGUAUGUGCUCAGCUGGGAUUCAAGGAAACAUGCACACACACUUACACACGAAGAAGUAACCUGUGUCCUCGACAUUUGUCAAGCACUCAUUUUCUGGGAGACAGUUCGGGGAGAUUUGUUUUCGGUUUGGAUUUUCUGUCAGACCAAAAGCCCCUUGGUGCAUUACGACAGGACCUGGAUCAAAACUCUCUUCUCGUGUAUCCUCAGUUUGGGCAUGACUUGUGUUCUAAUUCUCCUCAUUUAUCAGAGCCAGUGGAAUCAUCUCAUCCCAAAUUCACUUUUGAUGUGCCAAGCAGUAUAAUAAGUAUUGGGUGUGCUCCUGGGUGCCUGUAGCAGCCAUCGCUUGCAUGCAUGGCAAAUCAGUCACAUCAGUUGAUCCACAUAUUGGUGUGUUGCUUUAAAGUAGUCCUGUGAAAAGCACCAUAUCUAGUUAACAUUUCAUUUGUCAUUUGAGAAUAUACGCUCACUUGCAAUGGAUUCAACCCCCUUAAAUAUGCAUGAUGUACUUUGCCUUGCAUUAUGUUUAUUUACAUUUUUCCUGCCUGGCAAGCCCAUUCAAGCUUACAUUCAGUUUUUCAAUUUUAUUCUCUGUCGGGGCCUGCUGAUCCGGGCCACAGAAGUUGUCACUUUUUAUGUCUCUGAACUUUGCUAAUGGGACAGCAUUGGGAACAAAAAUGUUUUUUCAUUCGUUUCGUUUUUUUUCAAAAAGUGAGCGCACUUAGCCUACUGUCGGACUGAAGCGUGUUGUACUGUGCGAACACAUCUGGUCACAUCUGUAACAAAAGAUGCAGGCCCUCUUCUCGUUUAGAUUCACCCUUCUCCAAUUACAUUGUCACCGGUUUCUCAAAGUGUUUGUGGCCUUAACUGUCAGUUGUUCUUGUGUUGGUAUAUUAUAUAAACAGGCUUCAGAAGGCCUCUGCACAUUACAUGUUUCCUACCUGCAACAUUGACCUCAUCCUUCAAACAGUAGUUGCAUCUCAUAUUGUUUUUUUCUUGUAUUGCUGCCAAUUUAGCAAGAAGCAAUUAGACCUUAAUUAGCCCCUAACACUUUGAGAGACUGAUGCUAGACAACCUACAGCACUUCUCUGUCCACUUUAUCCAUGUUUCUCCCCCUCUUUUAAUUACUUGGCUGUCAGUGUUCCUCUCAGACAGUUGCACUCACGUCUCCUUAGGGGAGGAUGGGUUGUUUGUUCUGUUUCCUGUCAAAGCAAAUCAUGUCCAGAAGACUCAUGAAAUGUAUCAUCGUUUGAUAUCGAAUGCCUUGGGACAUUAUCAUCAUCUCCUGUUGAGUUACUGACAGCUGAAACAACACUAAUACUUCCACACACACACAAACGCACGCAAGGGGGUCAGCAAAAACAUGAUUGCCCAAGUUUUAGAUUAGAGCCAUAUAUAUGAACAUAUAUUUUCAUGCUAUAUUUUAUAUUAAGCUAUAUGUUAGGGUUAUGUCUGCGAGAUAUUUAUGUCUAUUUGUUUCCCCGAGUGGGCUUCAGGCUACGGGAUCUGUUCUCCACAUCAUCACUCAGCCCUUCAGUCCUCACACUGAUAUACUUAUAGAUUUUUAAUUAUUGUGAGUAUGGUUACGCUGUGGUAUUACCCCCUUAUGUAGAUAUAUUGUACAUAUUAUGAUCCUACUAGAAUCCACAGGGAGAAGAGUUGAAUUUAGACGAUAUCUCAUUAUAUCGUACUAUUUUCAAACUCCAUCUGGGUGAAGUAGGAUCUACACUAUGUACUGCACUCUCCCAAAGGUCUUAGGUCAAGUACAUUAGGUGCAGGAUGCAGGGUUUGAUUGAGGAUGGGAAACAGGAAAGGUCUGAAGCACACUUGGGCUUAGCACUACAGUCAUCUCAAAAUGUCGGGAGGAGGGUCUACAACGCACAUGGCCUAGUCCUUCCCGGAGAUAGUCCACACUACGCAGGGUGCCUCAAGUAUGAAUGUUAAAGGCUUCCGUCAGAUCAAGCCAAACACGCUUUUAUACACCUUCAUCAUGUCAUUAAACACACACCCUCAACUUAUCAGUUGGACCAAGCCUUCUACAAAGUACAAACAUUAAAACUACAGUGAGUUGAACACACACGCACACACACACACACACUUCUCAUACUCAAGCAUUGGCAGUGCACUAUGGGGUGUACUGUUCAUGUCCCUGUUUUUCUUUACAACUCUACACUUUGGGAGAUGGGUGACGGGAGAGUUAUGUUUUAACAGAAGACGUACAAAACUGUAUAAAGUAGAGAAAACAAUGACUUAAAAAGGUCAAUCGUAAUGGAAACUCAUAAGCUGUACAUUUGUAAUAAAAUAGUAAAACUAAGUGGA
Trematomus bernacchii (emerald rockcod) is the source of this 5968-nucleotide messenger RNA. It is a transcript of the gene git1, whose product is annotated as G protein-coupled receptor kinase interacting ArfGAP 1. The record is from RefSeq and is a predicted model, not a curated record. Gene Ontology annotation, biological process: regulation of ARF protein signal transduction; brain development. The transcript has 21 exons. NCBI's taxonomy places the organism in Eukaryota, Metazoa, Chordata, Actinopteri, Perciformes, Nototheniidae. The coding region runs from base 346 to 2709 and encodes 787 amino acids. Gene Ontology annotation, molecular function: GTPase activator activity; protein binding.